AUGGGGCAUCCAUUGUGCUGCUAUGUGGUGAAAGCCACACUGAAAUUUUCAACUACAGCAAAAAAUCCUGGUCGGCCAUUCUUAGGAUGUCCAAAGUACAACACAGAGGGAUUACCCUUCUGCAAGUUUCUCCAGUGGGCAGAUAGUAAUCAAGUGACUGAGCUCCAUCUUCAAGAAAGAAUCAAUGACCUGUUACAGAGGGAGAAAGAUCUCUCAAAAAUAGUUGACCUUCUCAAAAAAAGGAAGAUUGACCUGCGUAAGAUGGUGGAUCAGCUUGAGAAGGAGUUGCUGAGGCAGACACAAGAACCUGAUAUUAAGUGGGAGCAGAAACUGGGAAAACAGUUUAGUGGGAUUGCAUUAGUGAUGUUGCAAGAGCAAGUUGCCAAUCCAUACCAAGUUAUCAAAGAGGCCUCUCGUAGCACUCCCUACCAAUAUUGUAGAAAAGGUUGA
Carya illinoinensis is the source of this 450-nucleotide messenger RNA. RefSeq lists its product as uncharacterized. The record is from RefSeq and is a predicted model, not a curated record. The transcript has 3 exons. NCBI's taxonomy places the organism in Eukaryota, Viridiplantae, Streptophyta, Magnoliopsida, Fagales, Juglandaceae. The coding region runs from base 1 to 450 and encodes 149 amino acids.